Messenger RNA from Pelagomonas calceolata, 1612 nucleotides. The record is from the annotation of a GenBank genome assembly. Lineage: Eukaryota; Pelagophyceae; Pelagomonadales; Pelagomonadaceae.
CUUGUGGUGUGCUCAAGCGGCGGCGCGGGCCACAGAUGAGUUUUGCAGCACGUGGCCACUAAUACGAAUGUAGUGGACCGGUAGGAGCGUUUACACGGCCUGCCGCGACCGCUGCGCGAUUCUCAAAACUGGAGAGCAGCUCUUUGCCAUCAACAGAGCAGAGCGAUGAAUUGAGCAGCCAUGGACGGCAGCAGUGACCCGCCACCGGCGGAAACGUGCUGCAGCGCAUCGCAGCCGACAAAGGACGACGCCUGCGCGGCGAGCGGCGCACGACCCGGCGACGACACUGCACAAGCGCCCUGCUGCAACGCAGCCGACACGCCGCCGCCGCCGCAGCCGGCACCGAACGACGCCUGCGCGAGUAGCGGCUGCGCACGACAAGGCGGCGACGCCGACACCGCACCGCCGCCGCCGCGACCAGUACGCCGCCGCCGCGCGAGAAUACGGCGCCAGAUCCCCCCGGAGAUUAGUGAAGACCCUUUGCUCAAGAGCGCCAUCGAACGAACAUUACCGACAAACUACGCGUUCGAGAUCCCGAAGACGAUCUGGCGGUGUCGCGAAGCCGAGGCAAAAUGCGUGGCCCUGCAGUUCCCCGAAGGGUUACUCAUAUAUGCGAAUGCGAUAGCGGACAUUGUCAGGGAGUUCUCGCAAUGUGAACGAGUGAUUGUCUUGGCGGACGUCACGUACGGCGCGUGUUGCGUCGACGAUUUGACCGCCAAAGCAUUGGGUGCCGAUUUCUUGGUGCAUUAUGGGCAUUCUUGCUUGGUGCCGGCGUCGGUGACGGGUCCCCUCAAAAGUCUAUAUGUCUUCGUCGAGAUCUCAUUUGAUGUGGACCAUCUAGUAGGAUGCGUCGAGGCCGAGUUCCUGCGGAAGCGCAUCGGGGACGGCGUCGCUGAUACGAAGCCGCAAAAAUUGGCUUUAGCGGGCACGAUCCAGUUCGCUACCGGUGUGGAGAGAGCUCGCGUGUUGCUCGCGGAGAAGAACGAAGAUGUGGUUGUGCCGCAGCAGUUGCCCCUGUCGGCGGGGGAGGUCCUGGGCUGCACGUCGCCUAGAUUGCCGGAGGACGUGGACGCGCUGGUGUUCGUGGCGGACGGGCGGUUCCACUUGGAAUCGCUGAUGAUCCGGAACCCUCAUGUUCCUGCCUUCAGAUAUGAUCCGUAUUCGAAGCGACUCACGUCUGAAAAGUAUGACACGCGGCAGCUGCAUCGACUAAGAAGGCGGGCCGUCGCUGCUGCCUCGAACGCGUCUCGCGUCGGUCUGGUGUUGGGUGCUCUUGGUAGGCAGGGGUCGCCAGCCAUCCUUAGAAGAGUGCGCGCUUUACUGUCGCAAAGAGGCAUCGCCCACUUCUGCCUCAUCCUGACCGAAGUGACUCCUGAUACACUGAAGAGAUUUGAUGCGCACGUGGAUGCGUGGGUCCAGGUCGCUUGUCCGCGCCUCUCGGUCGACUGGGGCCACCACUUCAGCAAGCCGACGCUCUCGCCCUACGAGGCCCACGUCGCCUGGGGGUCGGAGGCGUGGGACGACGGCCACUACCCGAUGGACUACUACGCGCGCUCCGAGAAGCCGUGGACGAACUACUUCAAGGGUGAUGCUGCUAAGUAGAUGUUUUGUG